GCUGCAAUGACCGACAAGGUCCAAUACUACAUCGAACAAGGUCUCCCUGAGCUCAAGGACCUGGAACAGAAAAAGAUUUUCUCCAAGCUCGAAUGCAAAGCAAUCAUGAAGAAGCGCACAGAGUUCGAACAAGCCCUUGCCCGCCGAAUUGCCAAGAAGACCGACUUCCUACGAUACGUGGAGUACGAGAUGAACUUGGAGGCGCUGAGGAAGAAGAGGGUAAAGAGGCUGAAUAUCAUGGGAAAGCCGACUGUAUCAGAUUGGGCUGGUCAGAGACGAAUUUUCUUCAUCUUGGAUCGAGCGACGAGGAAGUUUCAUGGGGAUAUUGCGUUGUGGGUUCAGUACAUCAACUAUGCUCGGUCUCAGAAAUCGAACAAGGUCAUCAACCGCGCCUUUGCUUCCGCGCUGCAGAUGCACCCGACAUGCCCGCAACUCUGGAUCUUGGCGGCGCAGCAUCAGUUUGAGGAGAAUGGAGACGUGACUGCUGGACGGACGUUCAUGCAGAGAGGGUUGCGGUUGAACAAGGACAGUGAGGACAUGUGGGUGGAAUACGCAAAGUUGGAGAUGGUCUACAUCGCAAAAUUGUAUGCACGAAGACGGAUUUUGGGUAUCGACGAGCAGGAAGAGGAGACGAAGCAGGAGGAAAGCGAGGAUGACGAGGACGGAAACAUCAAGUUGCCGACUAUCAUCGCAGCAGAGAUGGACGAUGGCACCCCGAAGGACAAGAACCUCCUCUCAGAAGUCGAAGUGAAAGCCCUCACGAAUGCCGCAAAUAACCCUGCACUCUCUGGUGCUAUCCCCCUCUCCAUCACCAAAUCCGCAUUCUCCGCCCUUCCCAAGUCUACCUCGCUCCCAACACGUCUGUGGGAGUUGUUCGAAUCUUUCAAGCAGUUACCGGAGGUACGACAACAGUUAUGCCAGAUGGUGGAGGACUACCUUCGUACGCAAUUCCCCAAUACGCCGAAGGCAUUGUUCUUCCUCCUCGUUCUUCCCACGAAGACGCUCGAGCACGGUGCCGUGGACCCAGCAUUCCCGGCUGCUUUGCGCGAGGUAUUGAAGGGAUUCUCUGCUACUUUGGUUGCUGCACGACCUCGUGCGGAACUUUACGACUUGUUCCUUGCGUACUUGCACGAGUACUUGUCUCUGCCUGUGUUGGAGACUAACUUGGAGAAGCUGUUGUCGGCGUUCUUUGCCAAGACUGUGAAGGAUGCUGAGAAGGAAGGAGAGCUCGGUGCUAAGGGUUACGCGGUGUGGGUUAGACGCCUGCUCGCGAAGGAGAGGAAUGCGGAGGCUGGACAGGUCUUGGAGAGGGCUGUGAGAAAAUGGGGUGAAUCCCGAGAUUUGGAGGAGGCACGAGAGUUACUUUAG
This is a messenger RNA of Saitoella complicata NRRL Y-17804, 1368 nucleotides long. RefSeq lists its product as uncharacterized. Gene Ontology annotation, cellular component: Pwp2p-containing subcomplex of 90S preribosome; small-subunit processome. Gene Ontology annotation, molecular function: snoRNA binding; protein binding. The annotation marks the transcript as partial. The record is from RefSeq and is a predicted model, not a curated record. NCBI's taxonomy places the organism in Eukaryota, Fungi, Ascomycota, Saitoellomycetes, Saitoellales, Saitoellaceae. The transcript has a single exon. Gene Ontology annotation, biological process: maturation of SSU-rRNA from tricistronic rRNA transcript (SSU-rRNA, 5.8S rRNA, LSU-rRNA).